Molecule: messenger RNA, 4560 nt
Organism: Venturia canescens
Lineage: Eukaryota; Metazoa; Arthropoda; Insecta; Hymenoptera; Ichneumonidae
Exons: 4
Coding region: 1-4560 (1519 amino acids)
Biological process (GO): DNA integration
Molecular function (GO): nucleic acid binding
Source: RefSeq, a predicted model, not a curated record
AUGACAAAAUCCCUGUUGGAGGUGACUGGACUAUCAUGGGAACUACUCAUUGGGCGCUACGAGAACAAACGCCUACUCAUCCAAGCUCAAUUGGACAAGGCCUGCAGUAUCACUCAGCUCAAGUCUAAAUCUGCGAAGGGACUUUCCGCACUCAUUUCAAAGGUCUCUGAGGCCCGAAAAGCCUUGGAAUCUCUUGAUGUCACCGAUUCUCUGGGAGACAUAAUUCUCGUCCAUCAUGUUUCCCGCAGUCUGGACAAUGCCACGCGGGAGGGAUGGGAGACCUCGUUGGGUGCAUCAACUGAGUACCCAUCAUUCUCACAACUUGAGGAAUUCAUCAAUGCUCGAGCGCGCGCUCUCGAACGCAUUGAAUCGAGCUCAUCGUCGAACUCAUCAGCCGCAUCAUCAACAAGCACUCAUCCCAGAAAAUCGGCAACUGCUCAUCAGGCGAGUAGCCCGCCUCAAACCCAACAGGCAGCAGCUGGUGCAUACAACUGCGACUGCUGCAAUGGCAAUCAUUUCGUGGCAGACACAAUGCGAACUCAUGCCGCUCAACCAAGGGGUGUAAAACUUGCGGUGCAAAACACCACACAAUGCUACACGAACCAGCUCAACGUCAGUCACCGACCUCUCAAUCAAACACUGAGCCGUCUCCAUCCACAGCAACGAGCACUCAAUAGGAAGUCGGUGCAAUCGUCCACUCAUCAACUGCCUGCUGCACUCAACCGACUACUCUGCUUGCCACAGCAAUUGCUGAGGUCCACUCAGCACUCAACACUCAUCAUGUUCGCAUACUCAUCGAUCCGGGCUCUGAGCUCACCAUCGCCUCAGAGCAACUCAUUCGAGCACUCAACGUCAGCCGCCAACACUCAACAAUCAACAUCACAGGCAUUGGAGGAAAAAAGAUUGGCCGAUCCAGACUUCUUGAAGCCGCGGCCGAUCGACAUUAUCCUCGGAGCGGAUGUUUAUGGGCUCAUCAUCAAGCCCAACAUUCUCAACCACUCACCUUCAAUGCCAAUUGCUCAGUUGUCAAUUUUUGGUUGGCUCGUUCUUGGCCCAGUGCACUCAACACCGUCUACUUCUUGCACUGCAUUUCAUGUCAAGGCUCAAACUGACAACAAUGACUUGCAGCAACUCCUCACCAAGUUCUGGAUUCAGGAGGAGCUACCAUCCGACGCUGCAAGCCCACUCACACCUGAAGAGCAAGAGUGCGAAGAUCACUUUCGUGCCACUCAUUCUCGAGACGCCUCAGGUCGGUACAUUGUUCGAAUCCCACUCAAAUCAUCUCGCAACUUAUUGGGCAACUCAUACAGAACCGCUCACCAUUGUUUACAACGAAUGCUCAAAAAGCUUGAGCGAGAUGACACACUCAAGAAACUCUACGCAAAUUUCAUGCGGGAGUACGAAGACUUAGAACACAUGGUUCGUGUAUCGGGAUACUCAUCAAAGCCAACUCAUCACGGCAAGUCCACUGUUGACGCAGUCUCCGGUGAGAUGACCUUGGCACCAGAUGCUUCAAAACCAUUUGGAGGGUUGAGGGUCUCAUCUGGCGGCUCGGAGACACGGAUGAAGCCUGUGUAUUAUUUGCCGCAUCACGGCGUUCUCAGACCCGAUAGUACCACCACCAAGCUCCGUGUUGUAUUCAAUGGCUCAAGCUCAACGUCUUCAGGACGCUCAGUCAACGACAUCAUGCACACAGGCCCAAACCUGCUGUUAGACGUCUUUGACGUACUCAUUUGGAUUCGACAUCAUCGGCACAUCUUCGCCACCGACGUGACAAAAAUGUAUCGUCAAAUCAAAGUGCACGAAGACGAUUGGGAUCUUCAACGCAUUCUCUGGGUUGAUGAACACCUCAAUGAAGCUCAUUAUCAGCUCACCACGGUGACCUAUGGCACAAAGGCAGCCCCAUACCUUGCUGUCCGAGCUCUCAUCCAAUUGGUUGAGGACGAAGGCCAUCGGUUUCCGCUGGCAAUCCCCUCAUUGCUCAAGGGACGAUAUGUCGAUGACAUAUUCGGGGGAGCAGAUUCAAGCAAACAACUCAUCAAAAUCGCUCACCAACUCACCAAUCUUUGCAAGGCGGGAGGCUUCCCUCUUGCAAAAUGGCAAGCAACUGAUCAGGCUCUACUAGCGGCAGUUUCAGCAACUCAUGAGCCUUCAAAACCCAUCUCAUUCGACGAUUGCUCGACCAAACUUCUCGGACUCAAGUGGCUCCCACGAGCCGACACCUUUGUUUUCACAGCAAAGCCUAGUGAUCACUCAAAAUCAAUUACGAAGCGACUCAUAUUAUCUGAGGUAGCACAGAUAUUCGAUCCACUUGGACUCAUCUCACCUGUGACAAUCAGAGCAAAAUUGCUCCUGCAAGAGCUCUGGUUACACAAAAUCAACUGGGACGACCCAUUGCCGUCUCACAUCAUUUCAAAAUCGUCUCACUUCAGAGAAGAUCUCAAAAAUUUGGCUCAAAUCUCAAUUCCCAGGUGGUUUCACACCUGGACUAACUCAACAGUGAAGCUCCACGGUUUCUCUGAUGCUUCUCAACUAGCGAUGUCAGCUGUCGUCUACAUCGUCUCACACUCGCCGUCCACAGACGCCAAAUCAUCUCUCGUUUGCGCAAAGACGAAAGUAGCUCCAAUCAAACCACUCACAAUCCCGAGGUUAGAACUCACAGCAGCGCUGCUACUAUCAAAACUCAUCAAGCAUGCACAAGCUACACUCCAGCUACCAAUUACUUCAACUCAUUUGUGGACGGACUCUCAAGUCGCACUCAUGUGGAUCAAAUCACCCGCUUCGCGCUGGAAGGACUUUGUCAGGAACCGAGUAACUCAAAUUCAAGAACUCACGCCUCAAGCUCAUUGGAGACUCGUUCCUGGCACAUCCAACCCAGCUGACGGCCCAUCAAGGGGCUUAACCGCUCAACAACUCAAAGAUCACUCACUCUGGUGGACGGGACCACCAUGGAUACUCAAACCAAUGACCUCAUGGCCUCGACAGACUCAACCCUCAGCUGACCUCAUUGCACAUGAGGCCCGUCAAGGCGUUGCUCUCUUCGUGGCCACUCCGAGAGUCGAGUAUCAUUGGGACCUCAUUCAUCGAUACUCGACGCUCUCAAAACUCAUCCGAGUCACCGCUUUGUGCUCCAAGGUCAUUUCAAGAUUGAGGAGACAAACUGACUCACCACUCAUUUCGCGAGACGACAUGGAGGCUGCUAAAGUCUUUUGGAUUAAGGCCACUCAAGCAGCGUAUUUCUCACACGAGCUAUGCUCAUUGAAGUCAAAUAUUCCACUACAAAGAACUCACGUUUUUUCUCGAUUGACCGCCUUCCUUGAUCACGAAGGCGUCAUUCGGGUCGGUGGUCGGCUCAACUUGUCAACACUCAGUCCGGAGACUAAGCACCCAGCCAUAUUGCCUCGCCACUCACGCCUAUCAACACUCGUAAUCGACAAUUCUCAUCGUCGCACAUUACAUGGGGGCACUCAACUCACUCUGGCUGACAUUCGCCAGUCAUACUGGAUACUCGGAGGCAGAGCUCCAGUGAAAACUCACAUUCUCCAUUGUGUAAAAUGCGCACGUCAGCGAGGGAUUCGCGCUCAACAGCUGAUGGGUCAGCUGCCUGUUGCUCGUGUCACCCUAUCUCGCCCAUUCACUCACACUGGAGUCGAUUACGCAGGGCCACUCACACUGAAGACCUGGAAAGGGCGAAGUGCAAAAACAAUGAAGGGUUGGAUUUGCGUCUUCGUGUGUCUCACAACUUUAGCAGUUCAUCUUGAAGCAGUCAGUGAUUAUUCAACUGAUGGAUUCAUCGCUGCAUAUCGACGCUUCGUCUCAAGACGAGGCAUUCCAGACACACUCUACUCAGACUGUGGAACCAAUUUCGUAGGCGCUGAUGCAGCUCUGAAGCGAAUGGUCACUCAGUACACUCACGAAAGUCGUCAAAUUGCCUCACAGCUGGCUGUUGACGGCACUCAAUGGCACUUCAAUCCUCCAGCCACUCCUCACAUGGGAGGAAAGUGGGAAGCAGUGGUAAAAUCAAUGAAGUAUCAUCUCAGACGCAUAGUAGGAGAGACUGUGCUGACCUUUGAGGAACUCACAACCAUGCUUUCACAAAUCGAAGCAGUGUUGAACUCACAACCGCUAGAAGCACUCAGCGACGAUCCAGAGGACGUAUCAGCACUCACUCCUGGUCAUUUCUUGACUGGAGAUGCUCUAUCAAGUUUGCCUGAGCCAUCGUUGACUCACUUAAACAUCAAUCACCUCUCUCGUUGGCAACUCAUUCAACAAAAGAUUCAAAACCUUUGGUCUCAGUGGUCAGCUCACUAUCUCCAGCGUCAACAAUCAAUUUCGAAAUGGCAUCAUCCAUCAAAUGAAAUCAAGGUAGGAUCACUCGUACUCAUCACAGAUGAAAGAUUCUCGCCAGGCAAGUGGCCUUUGGCCAGGGUCACUGCUCUACACCCAGGUGGGGAUGGACUCAUCAGAGUGGUCACACUCAAAACAGCCUCUUCGACACUCACUCGGCCGAUCGCGAAGCUCGCGCCUCUGCCCUCUCAACAACAAGACGUCUCAAACUAG